UUUACUCCGCGAGAUAGUUUUUGAGCCGCUCUCGUGAUGUGACGUGUCUCAAGAAGUAGGAACUACUACAUUCCCAGAACUGUGUAAACUGCCCACGUCGAUAGUUUAGCCCGCCUCUUUCAAAAAGAAAAAGAAAAAGAAAGAAAGAAAGAAAGAAAAACACGUCUCGUCCAGCCAGUUUUUCAAGUUUGCGCCGAGUCCCCGGUAGAUACACAGAGAGAGAGACACACACACACACACACACACAGGGAGGGAGAGCAGUCGGUUUGAAACGAACGGACGCUGUGGACAGCAUGAACCAUUAAUCACCGAAUUUUUGGUCUACGGACGUUAAAAUAAUUCGUUUGAGAAAAGUCUUCAACCGUUCAAGAUGAGUCGCCCACGUGUGGACUCCGAGGACUCCCUGACGCCCGAUGAUGAGGUGAUGCCAUACAGUGAUGACGAGACUGAUGACGAGUUGGAACCUGAGGAAGAAGAAGUGGCGCAGCCGAGCGUCCCAGCACCAGAACCCGAAGUAGGAUGGAAGGUCAAGGCAAACGACCGAGAUUUCUGCAGUCUUCCUGAAUUCCAGAAGAAGACGUUUUUGUGCUUCAAGAAGAGCAAGUACUCUGGAAAUUCAAUCAGGACCUAUAAGUACAAUGUUCUCACCUUCCUUCCCCUGAACCUAAUCGAGCAAUUUAAAAGAGCAGCCAACUUCUACUUCCUCAUCUUGUUGAUCCUGCAGAUCAUCCCACAAAUCUCAACGCUGCCCUGGUAUACAACACUGGUGCCCCUGGUGUUGGUGCUUGGCAUCACUGCCAUCAAAGAUCUGAUGGAUGACCUGGCUCGCCACAGGUUGGACAAGGAGAUCAACAACAGAAAGUGUGAGGUGCUUCUCAAUGGCAGCUUUCAGGAAGCCAAGUGGUUGGACAUUCAAGUUGGCGAUGUGGUCCGACUGAGGAAAAACGACUUCAUUCCCGCCGACAUUGUGUUAUUGUCCAGCUCUGAUCCAAACAGCCUGUGUUAUGUCGAGACAGCAGAACUGGAUGGAGAGACUAAUCUGAAGUUUAAGAUGGGUUUGAAGGUGACCCAUGAGAGGCUGCAGGAGGAGAAUCAGCUGGCGAAUUUCGAUGCCAUGAUUAUUUGCGAGGAACCAAAUAACCGCUUGGAUAAGUUUACAGGCACUAUGAGGUGGAAGAACGAGGCAUACCCACUACAACUGGAUAACAUGCUGCUCAGAGGCUGCAAGCUCCGCAACACGGAGGAGUGCCGCGGAAUCGUUAUAUUUGCAGGCGCGGACACUAAGAUUAUGAGGAAUGGUGGAAAGACCAGGUUCAAACGCACCAAGAUAGAUUACCUUAUGAAUUACAUGGUGUACUCGAUCUUCGUGAUGCUGAUCCUGAUCUGUGCCGGCCUGGCGAUCGGGCACACUUUCUGGUACGAGCUAAUCGGCAGUAACGCCUGGUAUCUGUACGACGGCCUAAACCAGUCGUCAUCCUACAGAGGCUUCCUCACCUUCUGGGGCUACAUCAUUGUUCUCAACACUAUGGUACCCAUCUCGCUCUACGUUAGUGUGGAGGUGAUCCGUCUGGGACAGAGCAAGUUCAUAAACUGGGAUCUGCAGAUGUACUACGCUGAGAAUGACACUCCAGCCAAGGCCCGAACCACCACCCUGAACGAGCAGCUCGGCCAGAUAGAGUACAUCUUCUCGGACAAGACGGGCACCCUCACACAAAACAUCAUGGCCUUCAAGAAGUGCACCAUCAGCGGGCGCACAUACGGAAAUCCAACAAACAAAGACGGGGCCGCCCAGGACCGUGCAAAUCUUGUCGACUUCAGCUGGAACAAGUACGCUGACAGAAAGUUCCAAUUCCUCGACAAUCAGCUCGUUUCGCUCAUCCGCUCGAAAAGCGACCCGGACAUGCUGGAGUUCUUCAAGCUGCUCUCGCUUUGCCAUACUGUUAUGGUAGAGCAGAAGGACGGUGAUCUGGUGUACCAGGCUGCGUCUCCAGACGAAGGUGCGUUGGUCACAGCGGCUCGCUGUUUUGGCUUCGUGUUCCUGUCGCGCACGCAGGACACCAUCACCAUCAGCGAGAUGGGAAACGAGGCCACGUACAAUGUGCUCGCUCUCCUUGACUUCAACAGCGACCGAAAACGCAUGUCUGUCAUCUUGAGACUUCCAGAUGGACGCAUCCGCCUGUAUUGUAAGGGAGCCGACACGGUGAUCUACCAGCGUCUCAGUCCUGACUCCCUACACCAAGAGACCACACAGACAGCCCUGGAUAUUUUUGCCAACGAGACUCUGCGGACGUUGUGUCUGUGUUAUAAAGAUAUCAGCGACGAGGAGUUUGAGUUGUGGAAUCAUAAAAACAAGGAGGCCAGCGUGGUCAUGACCAACCGGGAGGAGGCUCAGGACGCCGUCUACGAGCUCAUCGAGACAAACCUGAUGCUGAUUGGAGCGACAGCCAUUGAAGACAAGCUUCAAGAUGGAGUUCCUGAGACCAUCGCCAACCUGGCUAAGGCUGACAUCAAAAUUUGGGUUCUGACUGGGGACAAGAAAGAGACCGCUGAGAACAUUGGAUACUCUUGUGAGCUCCUGACGGAUGACAUGGCCAUUCACUAUGGAGAGGAUGUAAAUCAGAAGUUGUCAGACAGACAGGCAAAGCGGAGGAACGAGGCCGGAGCAACGGGCAAGAACAAGACACAAGAGCUAUUUUUCACUGAACCUGGCAAGAACGCUCUCAUCAUUACGGGAGGCUGGCUGAACGAGAUUCUGUAUGAGAAGAAGAAGAAGCGUCGACGUCUGCGUCUACGUCGUCUCGGGAAACGCACCCCCCCCGCCGACCCUCAGGACGGCCAACCCAUCAACGACUCUGAGAAGGAGAUGAGGCAACGUGAUUUUGUGGACAUGGCCUGCGAGUGCAGCGCUGUCAUCUGCUGCCGUGUCACCCCCAAACAGAAGGCCAACGUGGUGAGUCUGGUGAAGCGCUACAAGAAUGCCGUCACUCUGUCCAUCGGCGACGGAGCCAACGAUGUCAACAUGAUAAAGACUGCAGAUAUUGGCGUGGGCAUCAGCGGGCAGGAAGGCAUGCAGGCAGUGAUGUCCAGUGACUACGCUCUCGCUCAGUUCCGCUACCUCCAGCGCCUCCUGCUGGUGCACGGCCGCUGGUCCUACAUCCGCAUGUGCAAGUUCCUGCGCUUCUUCUUUUACAAGAACUUCGCCUUCACCCUGGUUCACUUCUGGUACUCGUUCUUCAGUGGAUUCUCCGCACAGAUCGCCUACGAAGACUGGUUCAUCACCCUUUACAACGUGUUGUAUAGCAGUUUACCUGUCCUCCUCGUUGGGCUUCUGGAUCAGGAUGUGAACGACAAGCUGAGUUUGCGCUUUCCGGGGUUGUAUCUGCCGGGUCAGCAAGGAUCGCUGUUUAAUUACAGGAACUUCUUCAUCAGCCUGUUUCACGGCCUCUUCACGUCCCUCAUCAUCUUCUUCAUCCCGUACGGUGCUUUCCUGCAGACGAUGGGUCAGGACGGAGAGGCGCCGUCCGAUUACCAGUCCUUGGCCGUGGUCACGUCAUCCUCGCUCAUCAUGAUCGUCAGCCUGCAGAUCUCUUUGGACACCUCGUACUGGACGUUUGUGAACUGCUUUGCCGUUUUGGGCAGUAUAGCCAUUUACUUCGGCGUCAUGUUCGACAUACAGAGCGCAGGAAUACACGUCAUCUUCCCAUCGUACUUCAAAUUCACUGGUGUCGCAGCUAACGCACUUCGCCAGCCAUACCUGUGGCUCACCAUCAUUCUAACGGUGGGAAUCAGCCUCCUGCCAGCCAUCUGUACCCAGUUCCUCUGUAAGACAAUCUGGCCCACAGUCGGAGACAAGGUUCUUAGAAACAGGAAGAAGUACGAGAAGGAGGAAGAGGAAAAGAGGAGGGUUACGACUUUCAAACGCGGCGCUCGCUCACGCCGCUCCGCGUACGCCUUCUCUCACUCCCCAGGUUACGCCGACCUCAUCGCUUCGGGCCGGAGCAUCCGGCAGAAGUCAAAGAGGCGGCCGGAUAUUCGGGAGAGCAUCAGGGAGGAGCCCAUAGCCGAAAGCAUCGGAGACAUUUGACCUCGAGAUUGUUUAGACAGGCAGGAAAGGCUGAAUAUUUUACACCCAAAUGUUUUACAUAUGCAGCUUGAUUAUGGAAUCGAAAUGUUUAAGGAAACACUCACUCAGAGUCUUGGUUUUAAUAAUUCGAAAGGAAAAACGGGCAUGACGCACGAUAAGUUUUGCCACCUGCUGUCUGAAGAGGUUCGAGGUCGUUUUUUUUUCCACCCCUCCAUAUCGACUCUUAAAGCGCUAGUCCAAGGGUUGGGACCACUUGAUCUGCUCCCCUUAUUUCCGUCAAAAAUGAAACCGGGCCCAGUGGAAAGGGAGUAGUGAAGGUCACUUAAGGGCUUGCGGAGCUCUAUAUACAGCAUGAUUUUUGCAUUAGCUAUAAAAGAGCAGAAUGAGCCAAUGAGAAAGUUUACACAAAGGGAAGUGAGUGAGACUUUCUCCCACUCACCACAAAAAAAACCAACACUGGUUUUAAAAAGAAUACACUGUGCAUGAAAAAAACAACUAAAUAUCUCAGGAUUUUAUCUUUCUUGUUUUUUUUGUUUUUUUUUAAAGAAGGUGCAUUUAUAUAGGAAGUCCAUUUAUUAAAAUGAUGGAAAAGAAAAAGAUAAUUGCUAGAGAAAAAAAAGAUCCAUAAUGGUAAUUAUUGGUACAGUUGUUGCAUCAAAAAAUGUAGCUUCAUAUUUCACAGCUUCACACAGCAGAAUGAAUUUACUCAACAUAUUUAUGCCAGAAUGGUAAAUCUUGAUGAAAAAUCACCCAAAUCGUACACGAAAAGAGCCGAAUCUUCUCGAAUUUUAUCUUUGUUCUACCUGAAAUGCUACGAACCUGAUUAUAUAUUGUUACAAAAUCCACUAAUAGGAUAAAAUGUUGUACUGUGCAAAUGUUUUCUACAUAAUGCACCUUUCAAAGCUUAUUUAUCGCCCUUAACUCUGCCUGGAACAUCUUUCUCAGUUGCAACGUAACAUAAGCUUCAUCGGGGCAGAGAAAGGAGCUCAUGUUAUAACGUCUUUUAAUUUAUUUACGUUUGUGAAUAUUUUUCGUCUCUCACAUGAAUCUUAACUGUAAGGCUUGAAUCUUUACCACAUUAAUGCCUUUGCUCUGCGUGAUGGAUUAUGCUCAAGCACCCUUUUUUUUUUUGUUUUAUUUGUUUUUUUUGCAUUAAGGGAUGACUGGGUGUAUGUGGGAUGGAGAACUUCUACAUAAUGUUUACACUACUGUUGCUACUUUUGCACUUCUGUCUCCUCUUGUUGAGAUGAUCAGCUAUGAUCAGAAUGGUGUCAUUUUCUUUACUCACUACGUGACUAGUGUUUGUCGUUUUUAUUUUUCUCCUCUCCUUCAUGUUUGUUUUGUGUCAAACAUUUCCCAUACUUCUGCACCCCAAAAUUCUCUUUAUGAACUAAGAAUUUAUUCAGAUACAGUUAUGAAUAUCUAUGCAUUGGUAAUGGAAUUCGUUAGUUGAGAAAAGUGUCUAUUUUUAACAAAUAAAAAAAGAACUGUUACAUAUUUAAACUCAAUUUGCCAUAAUGGAUGAUUUAUGUGACUUUUUAACACUGCUGUUUUCUGAACAAGAACAAGUGCCUGAAUGGCCAGCAAUGCCAGUGCCGUAUGCGUAAUAAGAAAAACAACUACAUUUUACAGAAUGUCAUUUUUAAUGUAUUGUAAUAUACGUUGUACAAAUAACUAUAAAUAAAGGUGUACAAAUAACUGUA
Ictalurus punctatus (channel catfish) is the source of this 5787-nucleotide messenger RNA. RefSeq names its product ATPase phospholipid transporting 8B1 (gene atp8b1). Gene Ontology annotation, cellular component: plasma membrane. Gene Ontology annotation, molecular function: ATPase-coupled intramembrane lipid carrier activity; ATP binding; ATP hydrolysis activity. Lineage: Eukaryota; Metazoa; Chordata; Actinopteri; Siluriformes; Ictaluridae. The coding region runs from base 371 to 4084 and encodes 1237 amino acids. Gene Ontology annotation, biological process: Golgi organization; phospholipid translocation. The transcript has 28 exons. The record is from RefSeq and is a predicted model, not a curated record.